AUGACUAUCAUCUCUCUGCUCCUGCUGGCCUCUCUGCUACCACACCUGACCUUCACUGCAAAUGUGGGUACAGUGAACGGCAGGGAAGCAAAACCCCACUCCAGACCUUACAUGGUAUCUGUUCAAACAAAGGAGCAUCACAUCUGUGGUGGAUUCCUCAUCUCUGAUAGAUUUGUCAUGACUGCUACACAUUUCCAAAUGAACGUUGCAGGCUGGGGAAGGCUGGAUAAUGGCUCCCUUAGCAAUCGUCUCAUGGAAACACAUGUGAAGAUCACGAAUCACACAAAAUGUGAAAAUAAAUGGGGAAACGUUGACUAUUCAGCUUCACAGAUGAUGUGUACAUAUGGCAAUGGAGGAAGUUGCACUGGGGAUUCAGGAGGUCCUUUGGUUUGUGGGAAAACUGCUGUUGGUGUCACAUCUUUUGGUGACCCUAAUCUCUGUAAUUCCCCUGAGCUACCUGAAGUCUAUAUGAAGGCAGCAUAUCUGCUAUGGAUACAUAAGUUUAUUGGAAAUAUUUAUUGA
Messenger RNA from Sinocyclocheilus grahami, 522 nucleotides. RefSeq names its product serine protease 57-like. Lineage: Eukaryota; Metazoa; Chordata; Actinopteri; Cypriniformes; Cyprinidae. Gene Ontology annotation, biological process: proteolysis. Gene Ontology annotation, molecular function: serine-type endopeptidase activity. The record is from RefSeq and is a predicted model, not a curated record.